UAUGUAAAUUUACCUUGUGCUGGCGGCAUAUUCAAAAUAGAAAUAUACAACAGUCCAUCAUAUUGUAUUUACAACUUCGACCAAACCUCCAACACAUUUUCUCUAUUUUCGUCGAUUCCUGAAAAGACGCAUCUCUCACAAUUGCCUCAUGAGCUAACCUUCAAUGAGUGAGUAAAUAUUUUGGGCAAGCAUACACAAGCAUGAAUUGUUACUGAUCAAUCAUACUGCUGGAUAGACAUAGUAUUUAAUUCCGCGAUAACAAAUUAGACACAUCCCAUCGCAUCGAGUUUCUUCAUUUGUAAAUAUUGGCCAGAGCCAUAAUGGCGGGCUUCAAUUCUUUUAAUCCUCUUAAGGCCACCAAACGACAUACGCAAUAUUCAGGCAUACCUCCUGCCCAAGAAGAGCAGCCUCGAGACUAUGAUGCUGAGAAGUAUGGGCACCAUGACGAAUCCGACGAAGAAGAUACGGACUAUUCCUCCUAUCCAUCAUCGCCUUCCUCUUCAAGGGAGACUUCGAAUUCAUACCAUUCCAAUGCUCCGAUACUGCGGAAAAGAGCAAAUACAGCUACACCACGACCAGCUCCAAAAAGAUUACCUCCUAAGGUUAUGAGAUAUCUGUGUUUAGCCAUGAUAUCUACCAUUGUUAUAUUUAUGCUAAGUUUGGUGCGAAUGAGCCAUAUAUCAACACAGAAAGUCCAAGAUGGUCAUGCAUCAGCACCACCACCUCCUCCGCUUUGGGAAUCAUUCCCAUUUUUAUCGCGAUACUACGGUGGAAUAAGGACAUUGGUCCCGCUUUCUGAGAAUAAACCGGAGUAUCCUCGUGAGGAGGAUGAGUUGCCUCUACAGAAUAAGACCUCAAUCGAGGAGAUGGCUACACCUGCGCGCGGUCUUCCGGCUAGCAAAUCAUUCCAGCCAUAUACUAACAUAACAUCCGGCGUUUUCAACGACGACUAUGCGCCUGUUCAGGAGUGCUUCCUCGAUCGCGAGAAUACUGUUCGUGCGCCACGACUACAAUACUACGAAGGCAGGCCGAGCGGGUUCCCGAACCAUAUCAUGGGUUCCUAUGAAGUUCUCGGCUUACCAGAAGAUAUUUGUUUCGAGCGAUAUGGCAGGUUAGGACCUUACGGUUAUGGGUAUGGUUUGAGAUAUGGAGGAACUGGAACGGGACAGCAUGGAGAAAUGGAAGGCGCGCAAGCUGUAUGGACAGAAAAUUCAAACGCCGAGAAGAUGCAUUCUGGUCAGGUUGACUACAGAAAGGUCGAUUGGGCGGAUGCUCAGAGGAGAUGCCAUCAAAGGAAUGCGGCACGUUUUCAGCCAUUCGAUCCGGUCGUAAAGAAACCCACUACAUUUUCAACUCUUACUGAAGAAAAAGAUAGUCUCCUAUUAAAAAGGGAUGGCUUGCUCGAAUCCGUUCCCAACACCACGUCAAACGCAGCCGAUACCACCUCUAAGGUCGUCGCAACACCACCAAAAAAGUAUCUUCCACGCACUGCAUUUGUCAUUCGACUCUGGGAUGAAUAUGUGUGGCGAGAGGAGGACAUUAUGGCGCUGAGAGCAUUGAUAUCUGAGGUCUCUAUUGGUUCAGGCGGCCAAUACGAUGUCCAUCUCUUGGUUCAAGUCAAGGACUCUGCCGUGCAUCCCGUCUUCGCAGAUGAAGAAAUAUAUCAACAGCAUUUGAAAGACUGUCUACCUGAAGAAUUUGUUCGGAUUGCGACAUUCUGGAGUGAGACUCAAAUGCUUAUGCUCUACCAAGGCUUGUUUGACACCUUUAUUCGUGGUCUACCGGUUCAUGGAUCCUACCGGGGACUUCAGAUGGCAAUGCAAUGGUUUGCUCAUAAUCAUCAGGAAUACGAUUUCUUCUGGGAAUGGGAGGUUGAUAUUCGAUAUACUGGCCACUGGUAUCACUUCCUAUCAAAAAUCGAUGCCUGGACAAAGGAGCAGCCUCGGAAAGGACUUUGGGAGCGUAAUAGUAGAUACUACGUCCCAGAAGUUCAUGGCACAUGGGAAGAUUUCAAACAAAUGGUUCGUGUACAAACCGAGAUUGGGACCGAUAAUCCAAACAACAUGUGGUCAGGCAUAGGCGGUCAAAAGGGCGAGAAGAGCGGACCGGUGCGCAAAGGCGAGAAACCAGUCUGGGGUCCCCAGCGUCCUUCAAAUCUGGAUGACUGGUUUGAGACUGAGAAUGAUCCCGUUCCUCCUACUAGCUACGACAAGGACAAAUACACGUGGGGUGUUGGUGAAGAUGCUGACCUUAUUGUGUUUAACCCACUUUUUGAUCCGGAUGGAACUACCUGGCUUCUUGCAGACGAUGUCACAGGCUAUAAUCUCACUGGAGGUUUACCACCUCGCCGAGCGACUAUCAUUGCAGCUGCGCGGAUGUCUCGUAAACUACUUAAUACUAUGCAUCGUGAAACCACAUUUAUGAAGCAUCAUGCUUUUACGGAAAUGUGGGCUCCAACAACUGCCUUACAUCACGGUUACAAAGCCGUCUCUGUUCCUCACCCAAUGUUUGUUGAUCGUGAAUGGCCAACCGAGUACCUUGCAAGCAUUAUGAACGGAGGCAGGAAUGGUGCCACCGGUGGAGCACGAACCUCUGUAUUUGGCGACCGAGAACACAACCUCCGCGGGAUGACUUGGUUCUACAACACCGGAUUCGCACCCAAUUUAUGGCGAAGGUGGCUCGGUUUCAAAGUUGAUAAUGAAGGGGGUGAAGAAUUUGAAACAACUAUUAAUGAAGGCAGAAAUGGGCAACAUGUCAAUGACAUGAGAGGUGGGGAAGGCCGAAUGUGCUUACCGCCUAUGUUAUUACAUCCAGUGAAGGGUGUAGAAAUACCCGUGGAAGGAUUACCUCGUCUAAAUGAGGAACAGUUGCCGGAAAGUGACCCGACGGCAUGAUUUGUGCAUAUUGUCACAUACGAGUAUAAAAGCUUAAUAAUGCUCCAUGGUGUUUUUGAAAAACUUUGAAUCGCCUUUCUUUCUCCUUUUCUGCGAUUGCUUGCUUGGGAUAAAGGCAUUACUGAGAAGCGUGGCGUUCGAGCGGCAAGAGUAUGGUUUUAUGAACGGAAGCAAUUGCAUUAUGAUUUUCUUUUAAGAAGAGAGGUGCUGGUAGUAGUUGUUGUUAAGAGAAUAAUAUGGGACGGUAGUGAGGAAUUCAUUGAGUCAGGGUACCUAAAUGAUGGGCGAUGAGUGAAUUUGUGGUUGAAUAACAGUGAAAGGGGUAAUACAUCACCUCAUACCUCAUGCCUUAUGAUGAUGCACGAAUAGAAUGGUGGAGGGAACUACAGUUGAAACUUGAUAGAGUAGAAUACCUAUAUACAUGAAAUCCACCCUCACCUCAUCCAAUACUUUCAACCAAAGCAAAAAUG
Molecule: messenger RNA, 3364 nt
Organism: Sclerotinia trifoliorum
Lineage: Eukaryota; Fungi; Ascomycota; Leotiomycetes; Helotiales; Sclerotiniaceae
Source: the annotation of a GenBank genome assembly